CCUGGAGAUGAAACUUUUCCUACAGAUGAGAAUGGCAAUUGGAUAUUUCACAAGACAAAUCUGUGUGCUACUUGGGAGGUGGAGUGCCAUCCAUAUUUCACCCAGACAAAACUCCUGGAAUUUUGCCAACAACAUGACAUUCUCAUAGUUGCAUUUACUCCUUUGGGGAUCUCUAAGAAUCGAGACUGGAUGAGUACUUAUUUCGAACCUUUGUUAGAGGAUGAACUUCUAAACUCAUUGGGGAAAAAGUACAAAAAGACUGCAGCUCAGGUUGCUUUGCGUUUCAACAUCCAGCGAGGGAUAGUUGUCAUUCCUAAAAGCUUUGAGCCUAAAAUGAUCAAAGAAAACUUUCAGAUCUUUGACUUUUCUCUCACUACAGAAGAAAUGAAGGCCAUCGAAACCUUGAAUAGAGAUGUCCGCUUACUGGAUCUGCUCAAGUGGUCUGGUCAUCCUGAAUAUCCAUUCCAUGAUGAAUACUGACUUCAGAGAGCUCCUGCACUUAUUUUUCCCUGUGUGUGUACCAUGACCUUUGGCUGGAUGCUCCCCCCACACGUGGAAGUGAAAAGGGUUUUACUAUCCUCAGAUGAAGUGGUGAUGGGCUUAACUUCUGAAUAAAAGAACUGACUUUGACUUAGAUAUGUUGAAGAAAAAAAAUGUUUAAAUCUGUUGAAAUAAUAGUUUGGAAUAAAAUAAUUAAAUUGUCAGCAAAGCCAUAAUGAUUUGGUGGUUGUGGGUUUCCAUCACUUUUUAUUCAUUUUACCCAGCUUUAGGGAUGGAUAACUGCUAGUUUUCUCUUGCACGCUGUAAAGGGAACAAGCUUCAACGUAACUGGUGAUCACACUUACUGCCUACCACUCCUGCUCCCAUGUAUCAUACAACCAGCAUUAUGCAAAAUGGCUUGAGACUAUCAACAUACACAAAUAAAACCCUGUAUUGUAAGACAGUCCGAAGAUAAUUAUUUUAA
Messenger RNA from Myotis davidii, 964 nucleotides. Its product is annotated as 3-oxo-5-beta-steroid 4-dehydrogenase-like. The transcript is spliced from 5 exons. Gene Ontology annotation, molecular function: oxidoreductase activity. NCBI's taxonomy places the organism in Eukaryota, Metazoa, Chordata, Mammalia, Chiroptera, Vespertilionidae. The record is from RefSeq and is a predicted model, not a curated record. The annotation marks the transcript as partial.